AUGUCUUCGAAACGAAAGCCGGACGGAACGAAAAAAGUGGUGAAAAAACGAAAAAACUCCGAAUCGAACUAUGACUCGGAUCUGAGCGAUGAGUUUCCGCGGGCAGGCGAACCAUCCGCCCGUGAGGUGGUCGUCGAGGAGCUGCGGCCAAUGGAAAAGCUACCGGAGGAGCUGCUGGGAGCGUACGAUAAAGGUCCCGGCAGGCUGCUCAUCGCUGGUAUGGUGUCCUGGGAGAUGACCGGCAAGCGCGACUCGAAAGGCGUCACCAAAAUUCGGCCGAAUCUCUUCUCCUUCCAUCGGUUCACCAGCGAAAUGUACCGUUCUACGGCAAGCUUCUGCUCGGCAGCUCACUCAGUGUUGAUUGACGUCAACUGGAAGGCUCUUACCUUCGGACGCAACCAGCUCAGUCAGUUAGGCCAUGGCGAUACCACGACGUAUGAGAAACCAACGCAGGUGGCCGAUUUGGCGGACUUCAACGUUAUUCAGGCGGCUUGUGGGCGUAACCAUACGCUCUUCCUGACCGACACCGGCACCGUGUAUGCCUGCGGGGACAACAAGAGUGGUCAGUGCGGUGUGGGCAACAAACUGCCCACUAUUGCUUCGCCAACGCGUAUCAGCUACAACGGACCUCCGAUCAUUAAGGUCGGCUGUGGCGCCGAAUUUUCCGUGAUCCUCGACAUCAAGGGCAAUUUGCACACGUUCGGGUUGCCGGAGUAUGGCCAGCUGGGUCACAAUACUGACGGGCGCUAUUUCGUUACAUCGACCAAGAUGUCGUUCCACUUCGAAAUGCAACCCCGCAAAGUGCUGGUAUACAUGGAAAAGAACAAGGAGGGACACGUGCUGCCGAUCGAGAACGUCAACAUCAUCGAUUUCGCCUGCGGAAACAAUCACACUGUGGCAAUAGAUUCCAAGAACCGAGCAUACAGCUGGGGCUUCGGAGGCAUUGGCCGUUUGGGUCAUGCCGAACAGAAAGACGAGAUGGUACCGAGACUGAUCAAAUUCUUCGACACACAAAAUCGCAAGGUGAUGCGUGUAUUCUGCGGUUCGUCGUACAGCUUGGCAAUAAGUGACAUUGGCUCGUUGUAUCUGUUCGGACAGAACAAGAAGACAGGCGAGGCCAACAUGUAUCCGAAGCCGGUGCAGGAUCUUGCGGGCUGGAACAUUACCAGCGUCGGAACGGGCUACACAUCGAUCGUAAUCUCCGCCGACGAUUCGCUGAUCGCCUGGGGCGCAUCACCGACCUACGGGGAGCUGGGAUUGGGAGAUUUGCAAAAAUCGUCGGCCUCCCCGAAGGAAGUCACACGCAUGGAAGGAAUGAAAAUCCCAAUGGUCACAUUAGGCUACUCACAUUCGCUGCUGCUGGUCAAUACGGAGCACGAGAAGACGAAGGAAAAGUACGACAACAUGCCCGAAUUCGUGGUCUAGUCUGCUGUGUUCACCGCCAACCAACUGACUGCCAGCAGCAAAAAAAAACACUCAAUGCGAGUUGUCCUUCCUCUAACUCGUGUAUAACGUAGAUAAGGAGGCCGACACGCAGCGUCUGAAAUAAUUUUAAUAGUAUUAGUUUUCCAUCGAUCACUCCAUCGUAAUAUAAUUGUAAUAUUUUGAAAUUAAACGUGCAUUUAGCUUUUCCAUCGGAAUUAUUUCCGCCAUAAAGCAUGUUUUUUCCACUAAAUGAGGGACGAGCAUCUGCUACUAUUUAUUAUCAUAGGAAGACUGAAAGAACCGUCCUACUCAUUUUUAAUCCGUUUCUUUAU
This is a messenger RNA of Anopheles nili, 1757 nucleotides long. Its product is annotated as protein RCC2 homolog. Bases 1 to 1425 code for a protein of 474 amino acids. NCBI's taxonomy places the organism in Eukaryota, Metazoa, Arthropoda, Insecta, Diptera, Culicidae. The record is from RefSeq and is a predicted model, not a curated record. The transcript is spliced from 6 exons.